AUGGCGACCUUUUCUUCUGCCAUGGAAAUUAGACUGAGCAAAGAGACACCCUCGAAUUCUUCUUCCCCAUUGUUGGUCCAAAAGCUGUCGUCUUUGAAAAGGAAGAGACCUCCCCAGAUAGAGAUCCCUAAUGUCCUGCAAGAGAUUCAAAAUGAUAAUCUCAGAUUCAGAGAUUUAACUCAACAAAACGACGCCGUUUUCUUCGGAGGAAAUGGUUUCGGUGUUGUCUCCACCAAAGGCAAGAAGAAAUUCAUGGAAGACAGUCACAGAAUUGCUUCUUGUUUUGCCGGAAACUCAAACAUGAGUUUCUUUGGAGUUUACGAUGGCCAUGGAGGUGGUAAAGCUGCAGAAUUUGUGGCUGAGAAUUUGCACAAAAAUGUUCUUGAGAUGAUGAAGAAUUGCAAAGAGAAAGUGGAGAAAGAAGAAGCCUUUAAAGCUGCUUAUUUGAGUACCGAUCGUGAUUUCUUACAAGAGGGUGUAGUAAGUGGUGCUUGCUGUGUUACAGCUUUGAUACAAGAUCAGGAGAUGAUUGUCUCCAAUUUGGGAGAUUGCAGAGCUGUCCUGUCUCGACGAGGAGUUGCUGAGGCUCUUACAACUGAUCACAGAGCUGGAAGGGAUGACGAACGCGAAAGAAUCGAGAAUCAGGGAGGUUAUGUCGAGUUCCAUCGAGGAGCCUGGCGAGUUCAUGGAAUACUUGCUAUUUCUAGAAGCAUUGGAGAUGCACACCUGAAAAAAUGGGUGGUUGCUGAACCCGAGACAAGAAUACUUGAAUUGGAACAAGACAUGGAGUUUCUUGUCUUAGCUUCUGAUGGACUUUGGGAUGUGGUUAGUAAUCAAGAAGCGGUUGACACCGUGUUGGAUGUUCUAGCUCAGAGGAAGACGCCUAGAGAAUGCGAAGAGGAGAACUUGAUCCAAGGGCUUGUCAAUGUAAGUCCAUCUUCAAAACUUCGAAGAGUUUCGCUUGUCAAGCAACGAAAAGAGUUGUUGCAAAUUCAGUCUCCCAAAUGUGCAAAAUCCAACUCAGAGAAUGAAUCACCCCACCUUGAAAUGGGGAGUCCACCUUCAAAGUCACGGAAGAUCACGGCAUUGAAGCGAAUAAAGAUGAAGUCUGAGUCUUCUUGGGCUAAAGCAGCUUGCAAAGAGCUCGUCGACCUUGCCACGAGUAGAGGUAGUAUGGAUGAUAUCACAGUGGUGAUUAUCGAUCUCAACCACUACAAAUGCUGA
Messenger RNA from Arabis nemorensis, 1224 nucleotides. NCBI's taxonomy places the organism in Eukaryota, Viridiplantae, Streptophyta, Magnoliopsida, Brassicales, Brassicaceae. The record is from the annotation of a GenBank genome assembly.